AUGAACACGACCAAACUACUCGGUACCGGGGCGCUCAGCCCGUCAUUUGUGUUUGACCACGAUUCUGGCAACGCCAUCUUUGGACUUUCGAGCUCGACGCUGGUUGUUCUUGUAGCCAUGAUCGCGGUCUCGACGCUCACGCUCAAGAGCGUACUGCCCGGAGAUCGCAGCAUCAAUCUUCCGGGACCUCGAGGCUGGCCGAUCGUCGGCUCUUGGUUCGAUCUCGGCAACAACUGGGCCGAGUACUUCCGUCAAGCUGCCAAAGAAUACGGUGAUGUAUUCAAAGUACACAUCGGGAAUCGCACCGUGGUGGUCGUCAACUCACCCAAGGCGGCGCACAUUCUGUUCAACGAACACGGCUCGUCGCUCAUCUCACGACCAUGGUUCUAUACGUUCCACGGCGUGCUGUCCAAGUCGUCUGCCUUCACUAUCGGUACGUCGGCCUGGAGCGAUAGCACAAAGAACAAGCGCAAGGCAGCUGCCACUGCGCUCAAUCGUCCGGCGGUCCAGUCGUACAUGCCCAUCAUUGUCGAAGAGUCGUUGGACGCCGUUCGUCGGAUCCUCAACGACGGCAACGCGGGCAAGAACGGCAUUGUUCCGUACAGCUACUUUCAGCGUCUUGCGCUCAACACGAGCUUUCAGGUCAACUACGGCUUCCGCAUGGGCGAGCGCGACGACGGUCUGUUUGAUGAAAUCUCCGAGGUGAUUGCUAAAGUGGCCUCUGUUCGCGCUGUGACCGGUUCGUUGCAGGACUACGUUCCGCUCAUGCGCUACCUGCCGGCUAAUGCAAAGAGCAAGGCGGCUGCUUCGUACGGUCUGCGUCGUAAAAAGUUCAUGUCGAAACUGUACGAAGAACUCGAGCAACGCGUCAACCAAGGCAAGGAUGAGAGUUGCAUCACCGGCAACAUCCUUAAAGACACUGAAUCGCGCAAGAAGCUGUCUCGCUUGGAGAUCGACUCGAUCUGUCUCUCGAUGGUCUCGGCAGGUCUGGAUACUUUUGCCAACACAAUGAUCUGGACGAUCGGUUUCCUGGCCAAGCAUCCAGAGAUCCAGCGCAAGGCACAGGCCGAACUGUUGGCUCACUAUCCGAACCGGGAGCUUCCGCAUGUUGACUCGGAGGACUUGGUGUAUAUCCAUGCCAUGGCCAAGGAGGCAUCACGACUGUUCAACGUGUUCCGCAUCUGUCUGCCGCGUACAAACGUGAGCGACGUCACCUACAACAACGCCGUGAUUCCAGCGGGGACGACGUUUUUCCUCAACUCAUGGGCGUGCAACGUGGACGCUGAAAAGUUCGCCGACCCGUUCGAGUUCAAGCCGGAGCGCUUCAUGGACAAGAGCGCCAGUAAUGCACACGUCGAGAACAAGAUGGGCGGCGUCGAGACGUACGCUUUCGGCAUGGGAAGACGCAUGUGUCCCGGCGUGUUCUUGGCGCUUCGCGAAAUCUACACGACGCUCGUCUUCCUCACCCACUUUUUCGAUAUUGCUCCCGACGGAGAGUAUGACAUCGACCCUCUCACAGCCGUAGAGGACGGUCGCGCGUUCAGCGUACGUCCGAAACCGUUCAAGGUGCGCUGCACGCCUCGACCCGGCGUCGACCUUUCCCCCGUGCUCGACAAACAAUAG
Mycosarcoma maydis (corn smut) is the source of this 1623-nucleotide messenger RNA. RefSeq names its product putative Cytochrome P450 monooxygenase/Phenylacetate hydroxylase. The record is from RefSeq and is a predicted model, not a curated record. Lineage: Eukaryota; Fungi; Basidiomycota; Ustilaginomycetes; Ustilaginales. The transcript is spliced from 5 exons. The coding region runs from base 1 to 1623 and encodes 540 amino acids. Gene Ontology annotation, molecular function: iron ion binding; monooxygenase activity; oxidoreductase activity, acting on paired donors, with incorporation or reduction of molecular oxygen.